This is a messenger RNA of Eleginops maclovinus (Patagonian blennie), 777 nucleotides long. RefSeq names its product PIH1 domain containing 2 (gene pih1d2). Lineage: Eukaryota; Metazoa; Chordata; Actinopteri; Perciformes; Eleginopidae. Gene Ontology annotation, cellular component: cytoplasm; R2TP complex; ribonucleoprotein complex. The record is from RefSeq and is a predicted model, not a curated record. The transcript has 5 exons. Gene Ontology annotation, biological process: rRNA processing; box C/D snoRNP assembly. Bases 1 to 777 code for a protein of 258 amino acids.
AUGAACCCGUGCCAGGAGCCAAAGAAAGGGUCACUGUACAUCAACAUAUGCAGCUGGAAACGUGUGCCUGCACCUCAGGAUCCCAGCAGGCCUUUACCUGUGUGUGCAGGAAAACUGGAAACAGACGAGUAUGAAGUUUGCUGCACCGUGUUGGAUGUGGCAUUUAACCCUGCAGUGCUACAGGAAUGUAAGAAAGACAAAACAGAAGUAUAUAUGCUGGCUCUGAGCUUUGCCCAGCAGCAUCAUGGGAUGAGGUUAUCUCAGGAGUACACUGUCGUCAGCUGCAGCCCAAAGAGUAACCCAGAAGACCUGCACCGCCGGCUUGGGUUUCAGCAGUGGCCUUACACCUCCAGUAAAACAGACACAGCCAGUAAGACCCCAGCUGCCCUCCUGCAGCAAAUCAGCGCUCUACGCUCAGAGGAACAACACCAGGACCCUGCAGUCCAAAUUGAACGUAGACCUGCAGAGCACAAAAAUAAGGAUUUGAUCCAGGUCAUCUCCACCACGUUUGUGCAGCCUCAGAAGCCGGGGUAUGGACUUGAGGUGAAGACAGAUAGGGAAGGAAUUGCUCGCAGCAUGGAGCUCACAGUGGAGCUGCCAAAGGUUUGCUCCAUGUCGGAGUGUCAGCUGAGAAUCUCCAAGGACGACGUCUUACUGGAGGUGGAGGAUAUCUACUAUUUGCUUCUGGAUCUCCCCAAACCUGUUAUUGAAGACACUGCAUCUGCCAUUUUUAACAAGAAGAACCGAAGGCUAACUUUGAGAGUGGAUGUUUUCUGA